AUGGCUCCGGCUGUCAAGGCACCACGUGGUCGACCACCUAAAGGCGUGUCGGUGGAGCUGCCAGCGCCAUUGCCCAUUGCUACCACGGCGGCUCUAAAGUUUCGGAACGCUGAGGAUGCAACGCUGCCUGGUAGUGAAAACCCUUCAACUAGGGAGGACAUCACUACGGAGGAACAGGUAGACGCCAACUGUGGUUCGCCAAAGGUCGGGCGAGCUGAGCGCCAGGCUGCUGUCGACAAUAGCAGUGGCCCUUCCAACGAGGCUCCGACUGUCUGUCGCCAAGCUGCUGCUGACGACAAUAGCGUUGGCCCUUCAAACGAGGCUCCAACUGCCAGUCGCCAGGUUGCCUCUGACAAUGGCGCUCGCCCUUGCAAUGAUGCUCCGGAUUGUCGCCAGGCUGCUGCGAACAAUAGCACUGGGCCUUCCGACGAAGUUCUGGCUUCCAGUCGCCAGGCUGCUGCUGACGACAAUGGUACUGGCCCUUCCAACGAGGCUCCGACUGCUGCUGCUGACGACAAUAACGUUGGUCUUUCAAACGAGGCUCCAACUGCCUGUCGUCAGGCUGCCUCUGACAAUGGCGCUCGCCUUUGCAAUGACGCUCCGGAUCGUCGCCAGGCUGCUGCUGACAAUGGCACUGACCCUUCCAACGAGGUUCCGGCUUCCAGUCGCCAGGCUGCUGCUGACGACAAUGGUACUGGCCUUUCCAACGAGGCUCCGACUGUCUGUCGCCAGGCUGCGGCUGACGACAAUGGCGCUGGCCCUUCUAACGAGGCUCCGACUGUCUAUCGCCAGGCUGCUGCUGACGACAAUAACGUUGGCCCUUCAAACGAGGCUCCAACUGCCAGUCGUCAGGCUGCCUCUGACAAUGGCGCUCGCCCUUGCAAUGACGCUCCAGAUCAUCGCCAGGCUGCUGCUGACAAUGGCACUGACCCUUCCAACGAGGUUCCGGCUUCCAGUCGCCAGGCUGCUGCUGACGACAAUUGCACUGGCCCUUCCAACGAGGCUCCAACUGCCAGUCGCCAGGCUGCUGCUGACAAUGGCGCUCGCCCUUGCAAUGACGCUCCGGAUCGUCGCCAGGCUGCUGCGAACAAUAGCACUGGGCCUUCCAUUGAGGUUCUGGCUUCCAGUCGCCAGACUGCUGCUGACGACAUUGGCGCUGGACCUUCAAACGAAGCUCUGUUCGCCAUUCGCCAGGCUGCUGCAAACAAGGGCGCUGGCCUUUACAACGAAGACCCGGGUGCCUGUCACCAAACCUUUGACGACAAUGGCGCUGGCCCUUCCAACGAGCUUCCGGCUGCCAAAAAGUCGCGCGGUCGACCACCCAAGGUUGUGUUGGUGCAGCUGCUAGCACCUGAGGCCAUCGCUGCCACGGUGACUCGAAAGUCGACGAAGGCAACGCAUGCAGCGCAGCCCGCUAGCAAAAACCCUUGCACCAGCGAGGAAGUCGCAACGAAAGCCCCUAUAGUGAGCCGCCGGAAGCGCCCGAGAAGCUCCUCCCCGAGCAGCACUCACGAUCAGCGAGGCUUCGAAGCGUCGCAGUGUCGAGAGGAAGGUGAGCCGCAGAGGUUCCAGGCGCUUGCUCCGCACUUGUCAUACGGGCGCACGCAUGAAGCCUGA
Messenger RNA from Rhipicephalus microplus (southern cattle tick), 1617 nucleotides. Its product is annotated as protein IWS1 homolog. NCBI's taxonomy places the organism in Eukaryota, Metazoa, Arthropoda, Arachnida, Ixodida, Ixodidae. The record is from RefSeq and is a predicted model, not a curated record.